GUGUUACAGAACUUCUUGUUGUAUGUUCAGCUGAUAUUUAUUUCAGCCUUGUUAUUUCACAUUACAUCCCAGCCAGCACCGCACUGCCCUCCCCUCCACUGCUGUGUUAUAUGAUAUAAUCCUGUGUGAUGUAACUCCUGUGCUUGUCUCCUCCCAUCGCGUGCACAUAGUCUUUAUUGCUCUUUACAAUUUGUCACACUGUUCUUCAUCUGAUAAAGGGUGCAGCCUCAUAUUAAUCUACAGGAUGUCCAGCAAAAAGCCUCAAACCAUUGCUGCUGCACAGAAAACAAACUUCACAAAAGUGCAUGGGCUGCCAGACAUCACCCCCUUGGUAAGUUCGGUGCAGGAGACACCUGAGCCCAUCCCCACCACAGUUAAAGGCACCAUCCCAACCUGGAUCCAUGGGAGUCUGCUGCGGAAUGGUCCAGGAAAGUUUGAGUUUGGGAAUCAGCACUAUAACCACUGGUUUGAUGGCAUGGCCUUGAUGCAUCGCUUUCAGAUUGAGGACGGUCAGGUGACAUACAGAAGCCGUUUUUUGUGCAGCGACUCGUAUACGCAGAACAGCGAGAGGAACCGCAUCAUAGUUUCAGAGUUUGGCACUUUGGCUCUACCUGAUCCCUGCAAGAACUUCUUUCAGCGCUUCCUGUCUAGAUUUGAGAUGCCAAAGCCAACAGAUAAUGCCAGUGUCAACUUUGUUAAAUACAAGGGUGACUAUUAUGUCAGCACAGAGACAAACUACAUGCACAGAGUGGAUCCAGAUACUUUGGAGUCCAAACAGAAGGUUGACUGGAGCAAGUUCAUUGCUGUGAAUGGUGCUACUGCUCAUCCACACUUUGAUCCAGAUGGCACAGCUUACAACAUGGGCAACUCAUACAGAAACAAAGGGGCUUUCUAUAACAUCAUCAGGGUGCCACCAGAAAGAGACGGCCCAGAAGAUACUCUAGAGGGAGCCAAAAUAUUAUGCUCUAUUGCCCCUCGUGACAAAUCCAAACCCUCCUAUUACCACAGCUUUGGCAUGUCAGAGAACUAUGUAGUGUUCAUCGAGCAGCCCAUUAAGAUGGACCUGUUUAAGACAGUGACUGGUAGACUAAGGGGAAAAUCACUAAAUGAGGGUGUUCACUGGGACCCCAACCAGGAAACCAUAUUCCACCUUAUUGACAAACAAACUGGAAAGGAGAUGCCAGUGAAGUACUACACCAAGGCCUUGUCCACCUUCCAUCAGAUCAAUGCUUUUGAGCAGGAUGGAUUCCUCAUGCUAGACAUGUGCUGCUCUGAUGACGGCCAGUCCAUAAACAACUUCCUCAUCCAGAACCUGCGUCAAUCAGGGGAGGCAUUGGAUGAGAUGUAUAACACCAUGAGCAGGCCAUUUCCCCGUCGUUUUGUGCUGCCUCUCAACAUCACCAGUGAAACCCUGCUGGAACAGAAUCUCAACACACGGCCUGACAGCACCGCUACUGCUGUCUGCCGUACCAAAAACCAGGUGUUUUGCACAUUUGAGGAUCUACAUGGCGAAGACCUGAAAGACUACGGUGGUUUGGAGUUUCCACAUAUUAAUUACGCCAGAUAUAACACCAAACCUUAUAGAUACUACUAUGGUUGUGGCUUCCGUCACCUAGUGGGUGACUCUCUAAUUAAGAUGGAUCUGGAAAGCAAAAAGUUCAAGGUAUGGCGCCAGCCUGAUCUCUACCCAUCAGAGCCUGUCUUCAUUCUUUCACCCAAUGCUGUGGAAGAGGAUGAUGGAGUCAUCCUGUCUGUGAUCAUCACACCAGUUAAGGACAAGAGUACAUUUCUUUUAGUCCUAGAUGCCAAAACAUUUGAAGAGCUGGGAAGAGCCGAAGUGCCUGUCAACAUUCCUUAUGGAUUCCACGGAGUCUUCAACUUCAGUGCAUGACGCUUUUUCGGAUCACUCCAACAAAUGACAAGUUACCACACCAGUCACCUGCUACUAUUACAAGCAAGAGAAUAACAUAACAAUAUUUCUAUGAAAUCAGCCCAAAGAGAUCCUCCACAUAUCAACCUCAUAUUUUUUUUAUGAAAAAAAAGAAGAAAAACAAAUACUUUAUAUUUACAGUUAAUUACUAAUUAAUUAGAAAUUACUUUAACUAACAUACAAGUACUGUUUCUAUAUCUAGAAUAUCUAGAAAGAAUUAACAGCUUAACAAUUGAAAUUUUUCUACAUCUUUGAAAAUGAAAGAGUUUGAUGUACUGUGUAAAAACAGCUUUGUUCCAAACUUUUUGAUGUAAGGUUCAACACAUUUACACAUUACUGAUACCUACUUGGUGUUCAGCAACUUGGCCCACCCAGUCAAAUUGAUAUAAUGAGGAGGAAGUAGAAUGGAUACUAUCAUUUUUACAGCAGCAGAAAAUGCUAUUGUUUGUAUUUAACAAUAAGAAUAGUAAGAUGGUGAGAUCUGCAAACCUUGUGUUGUUUCUGGCUCCCAGAUGUAAUGUAAUGAAGGCUUUGCAAAGAGGCUUUCAUUUAUGGGAAAAAAAACAGCUUGUUGAAUUCUGUGGGUCAGAAAGAGGAUGGAAAUCGUAAUGUAACACUAAAUUAUGGGUUUUGGUGCUAAACAUUGUGGUGAACCGCAGGGGGAAAAUACUUUCAAAACAAAUAAAUUAUGUUAUGAUCUCUUUAAAAUAGUGUUGAAAGCACACCCCGUUUUGAUGCAUAAAUGAUUUCUCUAUACAUAUUCUGUCUUUAAUAUUUUCUUUUCUCCAGUUUAUAUCUUUUAAAUUGUGGACUGUGAACUUAUACCACAAUAUGAAACAUUUGCAAUUGAUUUUAUUUGCUCAGUAUUGUAUCAGUUAUACAUUGCAUUGUUUCAUACAAGGUUUGUUUUCUUUUACUCUAAAAACAAAUGUGAACAUACAGUACCACUAGAUUUGAAUGU
Messenger RNA from Cyprinus carpio (common carp), 2891 nucleotides. RefSeq names its product carotenoid-cleaving dioxygenase, mitochondrial-like. The record is from RefSeq and is a predicted model, not a curated record. Gene Ontology annotation, cellular component: mitochondrion. Gene Ontology annotation, molecular function: carotenoid dioxygenase activity; beta-carotene 15,15'-dioxygenase activity. NCBI's taxonomy places the organism in Eukaryota, Metazoa, Chordata, Actinopteri, Cypriniformes, Cyprinidae. Gene Ontology annotation, biological process: carotene catabolic process; retinal metabolic process.